AUGCUGGUCUGCACGUCGCUCACACAUCGCAUGAACCAGAGCGAGACACAGUCGAGAGAGCUGGAAAAGACUUUCAUUCAUCAUCGGGGCCAAAUCAUUCGCUCUUUGCGUGAUAGCAUUAAUGCCCCAUCAAAGAGUACUGGGGAUCUUGUCAUUGCAGGGACAUUGACCCUUUUACUGAUUGAUGUCCAGCAGGGUGCAUCGCAUAAAUCAUGGCGAUAUCAUCUCGAUGCCGUCCGAAAGAUCAUCCGGCUACGCGGCGGCAUGGGUCUUCUGGCUAAUUCACCAGGUGUAGUGCCGUUACUUCUGUGCUUUGUGCUUUUCACCGUGAUUGGAGAUACCACCUCGCCUGCUUCCGACCUGACAAUGGCGCCUGCGCAUUUGGCGGACCUCCAAUUCAUUAUAGAUCAGUACGGCGACACUAGCUUCGCCUUUACCGUGCAUCCCGCCCCUAUCCUGGCCCAUAUCAUGCAAAUCAAUUGCCUUCGCGCCCGAGCUAUAACAACCACUCAGUCUACAGAGCUAACAAACCUAACGCAAGACGCGUACGAAAUCUUGGGCCAGAUCCUAAAGUUCUCUCCUGAACAAUGGGCUCGAACAAAGCAAGCCUCCAAGAAUGACUGUUACCUCCUCGGGAAAAUCUUUCAAGCCGCCGCCGUGGUAUACUGUAUUUCCUCGCUGCAGAGCCUGUCCGUUUUUCCCAUGACGCCUUUUCUGCGAACUACCUGUAUAAUGCAGAGUAGCCAUCUGCAAGAUCUUCUGAAUGAGGCGCUCUCGGGCCCCAAAUUCCAACGAUUUCUGCUAUGGUCGCUGGUCGUGCUAGGCGUGGAAGCGGCCCAUGGUGGCGCCGCCAUGCAGGGUUUUGUGCAGCGGCGACUCGUGGAUAUGCGCCUCCGAACAGGGAUACAUGCCCCUGUCAUUGCUAAGGCAGUGCUAGAGCAAUUCUGGGAUUCCGGAAGGAUAUGCUGGGAUGAUUGCUUCGACGAGCCGCAUGUGUUUGUAAUGCAUCCUGGGUUGGAUUUGAGUAGAUUAUGA
This is a messenger RNA of Aspergillus melleus, 1035 nucleotides long. RefSeq lists its product as uncharacterized. The transcript is spliced from 3 exons. The record is from RefSeq and is a predicted model, not a curated record. The coding region runs from base 1 to 1035 and encodes 344 amino acids. NCBI's taxonomy places the organism in Eukaryota, Fungi, Ascomycota, Eurotiomycetes, Eurotiales, Aspergillaceae.